Molecule: messenger RNA, 225 nt
Organism: Cutaneotrichosporon cavernicola
Lineage: Eukaryota; Fungi; Basidiomycota; Tremellomycetes; Trichosporonales; Trichosporonaceae
Exons: 2
Coding region: 1-225 (74 amino acids)
Source: RefSeq, a predicted model, not a curated record
AUGCCCUUCUUGCUCGGGGGUUCGUACCUCCCCCUCGACUUUGACUGGUCCGGCUCGACCGCAAUGUUCCGCGCGGCUGUAUUCCACGACCCACGCCCAAACGAGCCCGUCUGCAGUGCCGACGAACACAUAUGUGGCUGCACGGCACCGGGCUGCAAAUGCAAGGUCAUGACGGUCCUGCCGGUGUGUACACUGUGCUCCUCAGGCGACCACACGCGCUUCUAG